AUGGCCACUACGACUAUCCGCCUCGGCACCGCCUCCCCCGGCACGCAGGCCACCCGCGCCGCCACCCUGCGCCAACUCGCCGCGCUCGCCUCCCGCGCCGCCGAGCAGCACAUUGACCUUCUCCUCCUCCCCGAGGCCUACAUUGGCGGCUACCCGCGCGGCACGCAUUUCGGCUGCGUCAUUGGCGAUCGCACGCGCGACGGCCGCGAGGAGUUUGCGCGCUACUUUGACGAUGCCGUCGACUUGGGCGACACUGUCGGGGAGGGCGGGGGCGGCGCCGGCGAGAGGUGGGUCAAGAGGCAGCUGGGCGGCAGCGGCAGCGGCAGCGGCAGCGGCGGCGGCGGCGGCGGCGAGGAGGCGGCGAAGAAGAGAGGCGACGGGACGAGGGAGGAGCUGGAGCGCAUUGCCCAGGAGACGGGCGUGUUUUUGGUUGUCGGCUUGAUUGAAAAGGCGGGCGGGACGCUGUACUGCUCGGUGGUGUAUGUGUGUCCCAAGGAGGGCAUGCUGGGCAAGCGACGCAAGGUGAUGCCUACAGGCACAGAACGCCUCUGCUGGGGCCAGGGCAGCCCCAGCACGCUGCGCGCCGUGUCCACCACCCUCCGCGGCGUGCGCGUCAACCUCGCCGCGGCGAUUUGCUGGGAAAACUACAUGCCGCUGCUUCGACAGGCCCUCUACGCGCAAAACGUCAACCUCUACCUCGCCCCGACCGCCGACAACCGCGACGCCUGGAUGGCGCUGAUGCGCACCGUCGCCGUCGAGGGCCGCUGCUUCGUCGUCAGCAGCAACAUGUGCGUCCGCGAGUCUUCUUCUUCUUCUUCAUCAUCAUCCUCUGCCACCAAUACUACCACCACCACCACCAACAUCAACGGUAUAACCAAUGAGGAGCCAUCGUCGCCGCUGACAAGGACACAACGCCGCCGUCGCAACUCGGCAGUCACGGCCGACGGCCACGAAAUUGCGCUGCCGAGCUCGCCGAUCCGCCGCGCCCGGCGUCGGUCCGUCUUUGACAGCGACGGCAACGAAAUUGUUCUCAGCUGCGCCGACGAUACCCAGCCCGCCCCCGCAACAACAACUACUACUACUGUUACUACUAAUGGAGAAGCUGGCGACGCUACGCCUAAGGCGGCGGGCAUGGCGCCCGGAUGGCUGUCGCGCGGCGGAUCCGCGAUUGUCUCGCCGUACGGGGACGUGAUUGCGGGCCCGCAGUGGGAGGAUCCCGAGGGCUUGGUCUGGCAGGACGUGGAUAUGCGGGAUUGCGUGCGCGGACGGCUGGACCUGGACGCCGCGGGGAGCUACUCGCGCAAUGAUGCGUUUAGGCUCAGUGUCACGGGGCUGGACCUAGAUCCGUUGCCGUACUGA
Molecule: messenger RNA, 1359 nt
Organism: Beauveria bassiana ARSEF 2860
Lineage: Eukaryota; Fungi; Ascomycota; Sordariomycetes; Hypocreales; Cordycipitaceae
Product: carbon-nitrogen hydrolase
Exons: 2
Coding region: 1-1359 (452 amino acids)
Molecular function (GO): catalytic activity
Source: RefSeq, a predicted model, not a curated record